AAUGGUGCAGCUGGCGGUGGUGGUAGUGUCGUCGUUGGUGCAAGUAUUAUGUGCGAAAAUAACUCCGGCCCGGGCCCUGGCACGGGUGGACGGAAGCGGGGCCACCAGCAUCAUCCCCGCUUCGGCGGCACCAGACAAUCCGCUGUUCCGGCGGAGGAUGUGAUAGCUGCUCUGCGCGGUGCCUUCGACUGUGGCAGCAACUCGCUGUCUUCGUCUUCACUCUCAUCUUCUGCCUCGUCCCUGAACGUGUCGAUUACGGGUAGUGUUGGUGGUGGUGGUGGCAGUGACAAAGUAGUGACUGGCAGUGAUGGUACCAACAACAACAACCCACUGGUCACGGAGGGACCCACGAUUGCUAAGCGAUCGGAUGAUCCCGAUGCAGAACUGUUGGAUGAUUAUGAGCUAGCGGCAGCAUCAGCAGCAGCAACAGCUGACAUUGUAAAUAGUAAUAUCGAGAACAACAACAUCACAGCGCUUGGGGUACGGUGGAGUGGUGAGCCCAGCAAGGAAAACACCCCGGAACCGGAACAGGACCUACUAAACAACAAUCGCAGCAAAAGCAGCAGCACCCGCAGCAGCGUUAGUCCAAAAAAUGUGAUACCACUCGACGAGGUGGCCAAUAUCGAUGGGCGACCGCCGCCAGUGGAACCGGUCACACGCAUCGCGGAACCAGACGACGAGGAGAGCAUAGAGCUGAAGCUGGAUCAGAUCACGAGCGGGAAGGAGCUGGUACAGCAGAUCAACAAGAAGCUGAAGCGUAGCAAACGGAGCCCACAGUUGGACGACACCGGUACACCGGCCAGCGGGAAAAAGAAGUCAUCUUCCAGCAGCAAGAAAUCCUCAUCGAAGACGAGCAGCACUGGAACCGAUGGAGGGAAGCGGAAAAAAUCCAAGUCAUCAGCGGCGGCGGCAGCGGCAGCGUUGGAGCAGCGAGCAUCGGGAGAUGGAGCAUCGUGCGAUCUGGACGCUGUGAUCGGGGGGCUUUUAGGGUCGGCUGAGUACGGUGGCGGGUUGGCAGGUGAUGGCAGUAAGGAGCAGCUGAACGACGAGAACGAUCCGGACGUGGCGGAAUGGGCGAAGCUACGAUGUACGAGCGAGCGGACCGAGGUUAUUGCGGAGCGAGAACAUCGAAGGCAGAAGCGGUGUGCUGACUAUCCGGGAUUGGCAUUUGGGCGGUCCAUCUUUAGCUCCGAUACGAUGAUGAAGUUUAACAUCAUCCGGAACGAGCUGCACAACAUCAUGAAAACGCAGCUAAAGCGGGCCGAAUCGGAAGUUGCCGCUCUGAACCGUCGUAUUCAGCUGCUGGAGGAGGAUCUCGAACGUUCGGAAGAACGUUUGGCAUCCGCCACCGCUAAGCUGUCAGAGGCUUCGGCCGCUGCCGACGAGAGCGAACGCGCUCGCAAGGUUCUUGAGAACCGCGCCCUGGCCGAUGAGGAGCGCAUGGACGCCCUUGAGAACCAGCUGAAGGAGGCCCGAUUCAUGGCUGAGGAGGCCGAUAAGAAAUACGAUGAGGUCGCCCGUAAAUUGGCCAUGGUUGAGGCGGAUCUUGAGCGUGCCGAAGAGCGCGCCGAAGCCGGUGAAGCCAAGAUUGUGGAACUUGAGGAGGAGCUGCGCGUGGUCGGUAACAACCUGAAGUCGCUGGAAGUCUCGGAAGAAAAGGCUAACCAACGCGAGGAGGAGUACAAGAACCAGAUCAAGACCCUCACCACCCGUCUAAAGGAGGCUGAGGCCCGCGCUGAAUUCGCUGAACGUUCCGUUCAGAAGUUGCAGAAGGAAGUCGACAGACUCGAAGACGAGCUGACGGUCGAGCGUGCCAAGAACAAAAUGCUUCAGGAGGAGAUGGAAGCGACCCUGCACGACAUCCAGAACAUGUAAUGCGAACGCGUCGGCCUUUUGCAAAUGGCAAUUGCGGCAAAUCCGGUGGCUGCCGAAAUAAGAGGAUGAUGAUGCAUGUGGGGUUGGGGGCCACCAGAAUACCCUCGGCGUGCAUACCCGCGGUGGUAUCCUCGUGGUUGUUAAAAGGAGUGGAAAAGAUGAUCCAGAUGUAGCGAAAACAAAAAACGCGAAUUAUGUUUGUGAGCGACAAGGAAAAGGAAGAAGAAACGUUUGUAAAAUUGUGCUGGAGAAAAAAAUUAAUGUAUUAUUGACAAGCCGGAUAUGCAAAAUGGCGUGCGUGCGCACAGAUCAACCAGUAUGCCAAAAUCCUUCACAGCUAGCAACAAACAAAACCCACACGCACGUAACAAUUUUACCACACACAUACACACAGAUAAACGCAUUUCUGUACACAUUACUAUGGAAUUCAAUUUUUGCCCCAUACAUCUCCAUUCAUUUAAGAAGUUAAAAGCGCUCAUCGCCUGCAGCGUAUAGGUAUAGAAGAAAAGCAGAUCGUGCGACACUAGAACACGUGAACAAGCAUGGAUGAUCAAUGAUCAGGAGAUCAGUGUGCGGAUCGUGAGGAACAAUCGAAACAUUUCUGGCAAGAAGAGAUAGCAAAGCGAGUAUUGUAGGUUUUCUGUUGUGAACAAUAUUACGCACAAACCAACAUUGCAGUGUGUGCAAAGUGUGUAGAAGGAUAUCAAGCUCCUUGUUAAUGUUGCGAAAAAACAAUCACAUCCAGCGGUGCGAAUGGAACAUAAACACAAGUGAAACGAUCGAUUUAUAUGAGCCACUGUGGAUUUAAUGCAAUUGUAAAAAAACAGAAGAUAAUUUUCUUGAUAAGUCAUGAUUAUCAUAAGUCAGAAGCACACACACAAACACAAGGUAGUAGAUGAGCGAAUGCGAGUGACUAGUGUCGUGUCAUGUUUUAAGUUUUUUUGUUUGUUGCAUUUUAGAGAUUGAUCUGUAAGCUGAGAGUGGUGGCAUCACACACCGUGUGCCACAUGACGUGCACCGUAGGAGCAAUAGAUAACGUAUGUUUUUUUUUAAACUAGCAUAAAUGCGUUGUAAAGCAAAACAAAAUGUGUAAAAGACAGGCUUUUUCCGGAUAAGAUAGGUUACAUGUUUUUUUUUUUGAAGGUUCUACGAUCUUCCAUUCCCAUUUCUUCCCGGCGCGUGUUACGCGGAAUUUGGGCCGUGCUUUUUAUUUCGAUUUUAAAUCCACACCGAGAAAGACCGACAGAACAUUCCAACGAUGGCAUUCCGGUAAUAAAGUUAGUGUUGAAAAGACGUUUGAAACAAAUACACAAGAAGGAUUACGCAUUGUACAUUACAUUUAAGAGGAGAUCGUGCUUCACCGAACACAGGUGUGCAGUAGUACUAGUAAAUCAAAACUUUUGAAGCUCCAUUGUGUCGUAACGCAUUGGGGCAUCGUAUUAUUCCUCCAUGUUUUUUUUUUUGGUAUGAAGAUUACAAUUCUUCUAAUUAUUUUCGCACACAUGCUGACGAUAAGAAAUAUGUGUCCUUUCCAACACACCGUAACGUACACGUUGGUUGAUUUUUCUUCUUUAUCGCUUUACAAUGUUAUUUUAGCUCUUGCGCAUCAUCGUUCCCUGUCCGUAUCCACUGAAUCAACACCUUUGCGUGUACGCAUGCAGGACGAAAUCGCGGUAGUGAGUACUAGAGCAAGACCGUCACGUAACAAGCACGGAUAUGCAUGUUUGAAAUGCAUCCGUCGCUGGUGGUCUCGUCGGUAACGGUUGAUCGUUCUCUUUUCCGGCCUUUAAAAGUAGUGCUAUAGCAAAAAAGAAAAAGAAACAGGAGCCUAGUUCCCUAAUUCUCUAUCCCCCCCUAGAAGAGCGUCGCAUAAAUUGAUCUAAUGAACACUGUGUCAACGAGAAUGACCAAGUGUUAGAGUACAGAAUAGGUCAAAGCAUAAUGAUGUAAGAAAUUGGACCGUGAAAGUAAUCAACAUCUCACGAUUUUGCAUGUAUACCGGCAGAUAUUGAAAAGGAAUGCGCGAAUGCCAGCAAAAGACCGUUAAAACGUGCCUUUAGGAGUUUCAAUUUUCUUAUACACUUCAAUGCUAGUUUAGAUGGUAAGCUUACGCGAAAAGGGAGAUCUAAAGAAGACGCGUGUGUGCGUGUGUAAUUGUUUCCGGUCAUAGGAUGGAAUUCCCUCGCUUCAAAAAAAACAAAAAAAAAACAUUAUCAACACGAUCACACAUCGAUACACGAAUACACACCGAAAUUACACUCUCCUUUAAGAAAAAAAAAACACACACACACACGACCACCACAUACACCAAGUCGAACGCAGGUUAAAUGUGGGGGAAAACAGCGAGAAAACCCCCUUUAUUGUAUUUGAGUGUUUAUAAUAUAUUAUUUUAUCGUAAAUCGAGUAAAAAAUCCCACAACUCUUGUA
Molecule: messenger RNA, 4302 nt
Organism: Anopheles moucheti
Lineage: Eukaryota; Metazoa; Arthropoda; Insecta; Diptera; Culicidae
Gene: Tm1
Product: tropomyosin-2
Exons: 8
Coding region: 49-1875 (608 amino acids)
Biological process (GO): actin filament organization; muscle contraction
Cellular component (GO): actin filament
Molecular function (GO): actin filament binding
Source: RefSeq, a predicted model, not a curated record